GGUGUGCUACCUCAUCGAGCGUGCCCCUGCGGCGGCGGCGGCGGCCGGCGCGUCCGGUGACGGCAAGGAACUCGGAGGGUGCGACCGCGAUGCACGAGGCCAUCCGGAACGGCCAUGAGGCCGUCCUGGAGAAGCUCGUGUCCGCCGACGGUGGGCUGGCCGCGGUGGUGGAUGGCAAGGGCUUCUCCCCGCUGUACCUGGCCGCCGCGCUAGGCCGCGCUGACAUGGUUGCCGUCCUGAUCGGAGGCUCGCCUCCUGAGGAUGGGGUGAAAUCUCCGGCGUACUACGUCGGGCCCCAUGGACAGACCGCCCUGCACGCGGCGGUCCUUGUCAGUGAAGAAAUGACCAAGUCACUGUGGUGCUGGGAGCCGACGCUGGCGAAGAAGAAGGUGGACAACUCCGGGAACACCGCCCUCCACCAUGCGGCCUCAGCUGGAAAGAUCGGAGCAGUGAAGCUGCUCCUACUCAAGGACUCCUCGCUGGCGUACAUCCCCGACGUGGACGGGCUCUUCCCCGUGCACACCGCCGCGAAGAUGGGCAAGAUCGACGUCAUCGAGCUGCUCAUGGAGACGUGCCCCAACAGCGACGAGCUGCUGGACAACCGGGGGCGGAACGCCCUGCGCUGCGCCAUCGAGCACAGGAAGGAGAAGGUGGUGCAGCGCAUGUGCCGGAACCCGAGGUUCAGGCGGAUGGUGAACGCCAGGGACGGCGCCGGGAACACGCCGCUGCACCUGGCGGUGAAGCACGGGCGCGACAGGAUGGCCAUGCUGCUGACGCAGGACGUGAGGGUGAACCUGAGCGUCAUGAACAACGACGGCGCGACGCCGCUGGACGUGGCCAUCAACGAGCUCGACCACCGGUACACGUACCCGAUGAACCCGGAGGUCCUGAUCGUGCAGUGCCUGGCGUGGUGCGGCGCCCACCGCAGCCUCUGUUACCCCGACACUUCACUGAAGUCACGUGUCGGUGUCGGACACGGUGUCCGAUACCGAUACAUCCCCGAUACGUGUCUCCGAUAUGUAUCGAAGAAGUAUAAGAGAUUUAAAUAUUUAAAAUAA
This is a messenger RNA of Panicum virgatum (switchgrass), 1058 nucleotides long. RefSeq names its product ankyrin repeat-containing protein At5g02620-like. The record is from RefSeq and is a predicted model, not a curated record. Gene Ontology annotation, cellular component: plasma membrane. The transcript is spliced from 2 exons. Lineage: Eukaryota; Viridiplantae; Streptophyta; Magnoliopsida; Poales; Poaceae. Gene Ontology annotation, molecular function: protein phosphatase regulator activity; protein phosphatase 1 binding. The coding region runs from base 90 to 1058 and encodes 322 amino acids.